Molecule: messenger RNA, 4134 nt
Organism: Asterias rubens (European starfish)
Lineage: Eukaryota; Metazoa; Echinodermata; Asteroidea; Forcipulatida; Asteriidae
Product: X-linked retinitis pigmentosa GTPase regulator-like
Exons: 18
Coding region: 1-2550 (849 amino acids)
Source: RefSeq, a predicted model, not a curated record
AUGGCGACUGACGACUCGGACGUGCCAGCAACUGGCGCUGUCUUCACCUUUGGUAAGAGCCGUUUUGCUGACAAUACUGCCAAUAAGUUUUGGAUUCGCAAUGACAAAGUAAUCCAGGUAUCAUGUGGUGAUGACCAUACCUCAUUUGUUACUGAGAGUGGCCGUAUCUUUACAUUCGGUGCUAACGAGUGGGGACAGCUUGGUCUGGGCCAUACAAAAUCAACAAAUAAACCUGGAAGCAUCAAAGGUUUAAAGCAUGAAGGAGUUGUAUUGGUCGGGUGUGGUCGUCUUCAUACCAUAGUAUGCACCAGGAACCACACCCUGUACAGCUUUGGAGCUGGAGGGGAGGGGCAGCUUGGCUUGGCCGGGUCUAGGAGCUACGAAACACCACAGCUGGUUCAAGAGCUAGCGGAUGUUCAAGUGAAGCAGAUUUCAUGUGGGACCGAACACUCUGCCAUACUCACUGUUGAUGGCAGUCUGUACAUGUUUGGGAGUGGUUCCGAGGGCCAGAUGGGACUGGAUGAUGUGACAGAGACUGAGGUCCCUACACCGCUAUCCGUGGGAGUACCCAUCAAGCAGGUGUCAUGUGGUUACUACCACACUGCGUUAGUCACAGAUGAUGGGAAACUUUACACCUUUGGUGAGAACGAGUUUGGUAAACUGGGUCUGAGUGACACAAACUCGGCUAGCGUUCCACAGCAUGUUAGCUUAAUCAAGGACAGAGUACGACGAGUGUCGUGUGGGAAUAGCCAUACUGCUGCAGUCACAGAUAGUGGUCACGUGUAUACGUGGGGUGAUGGGAGCAACGGUCAGCUCGGACACGGUCCGUCCAUUCUAGAACUUAAUGUACCUCAGAGGAUAAUGAAAUUACGGGGAAAGAAAUGUCGGGACGUUGUGUGCGGGGAGAACCACACAGCGCUCAUAACUGAGCAUGGGUCUUUGUACAUGUUUGGUGACGGUAGACACGGCAAGCUGUGUCAAGGAGAUGAAAGCUUUAGUAACCUCUUCCAGCCAACUAAAGUCAAGAGAUUCAAGGGCUUCCAUGUAGAGCAGGUCUCAUGCGGAGGAUGUCAUACAAUCGUCAGAGCACGAUGGAAAGACAAAUCCAAAGGAGAAACUUCCUCGGAUUCUGAAGAUGAAGCGGACCCUCUCCGGUCCUCGGGUCAUAUGAAGAAAGGCUCGUUAGCGGCUACAUUAGCUGGGAUGGACUCAGUGGAUCUUGGAGGGUCGCUGGACGGCUCAGCGAGGGGACGCAGGAGACAGAGAGAGACAUCUCCGUUACCCCCACUGGCUCGGACUUUACCUCCACUUGGUUCUUCUAAGGCCUUGCCAACCCUCAACUCCUAUGGUGGACACGGACGUAAGCUGGACCAAAGCUUAAUACCAAAUAUCAAAUAUGAUGAGAAUGAUGUCCAAGAGGAAAUUAUUAAGAAGACCGAGUUGAAGAUAGUGGAAGCGUCACCGCGUAUCACAAGAAUCAAAGAUGUUGACCCUCUAGAGUCUAGGCAUUUCUCAGCAAGUAAAUCCGUACGUGAACUCAAACCAUUAUUAGAUGAGGCAAACGCUAACCACAAAGACACACAGGGCGGAGUAGAUGAAGUGGACUCAGGACCACGAACGAUAACCAAGGAGGGUAUGGAGGUCACUGAUCUCAAAUCUACAGACAAUGUGUCAAAUAAGGGCGUAAUAAAUACCAAAUUAUCUCCGUUAAAUAUGGCAAAGAAACCAGAAAGUCAUGAUUCAGGAGCUGAUUCUGAAGAAGACGAUGAUGAUGAUGAUGAUGAUGAUGAUAGUGACGAUGAUUUGCCAGUAAAGCCAUCAGUCAAAAGAAAAAACAGAUUUGACGCACUACUUGAGCCAUCAAGACCUGUCCCAGCGCCGCGGUCGAGGGCUCAAGCAAAGACAGUCUUAGAUGAUGAAGAUGAUGAUUCAGAGGAAGAUGAAGAUGAUGACGACGAAGAUGACGAAGAUGAGGAUGAUGAUGAAGAUGAGGUACCAGUCAAGAAAACAGAGACUAAAAAGAGUAACAGUCGCUCUGUUACGGGCUCUGAUGACACAAGAGAAAACCAGACAAAAACGACAAAAUCCAACAAGGAGAAAAUCACGCAAGAAAACAGUAAAAAGAAGACACAAGCAUCCGAGGAUGAAGACGAUGAAGAAGACGAAGACGAUGAAGAUGAUGAUGAUGAAGAUGAUGAUGAAAAUGAAGAAGAUGAUCAGACGUCAAAGGGAAAAGGGGACAAGUCUUCCAAGAAAGCGCCCAAGGACGAUGAGGAUGAUGUAAGCGAAGAGGGCAAGACGGACGACAAGAAGCAGAAAGGAAAGAAGACAAAGAAGACGAAAGGAGAAGAGCAAGAUGAUGAGAUUAAAGAAGAGGACAGUAAGGAGAAUGAGGAUGGGGAAGACGGAAAAACAACCGAUGAGCCAAAGAGCUGGCAGUUUUGGAAGAAGAAAGCCCCCGCCGGCAAAGUGGAAAAGUCCUCGAGCAGUGUCUCCAGUGAGGAGAAACCAACAAAUCAGAACAAAUCCAAGACCUGUUCCAUUUUAUAGCAGGUAGUCACUCAAAAGUACUGUACAGCAAAGUGUGGAGGAAGAAGAAAACCCCUAAAACAAACAGGAGUCUCCACAUGUUCCACUAAAAUAAUAACAACACUGAAAGAAGAAGAAGACGGUAUAACUACAACACUCCAUUUGCUUGUUUUGCGUUACGUGAUUUCUGUUCUCAUAAGCACUCGCGCGGUCCGAAAUUCGACAAAUUCACCUGACAUUACAAUAAUUUUGGAUGCGCAAUUUUGGGAGUCUAUGUCCCUGAAUUAUAAAGUGUAGUGCGUAUUAAAAGUGACGCGGCGCUUACACAUAGUUAUGAGUGGUACGCUGUGUGUGACGAUGUUUCAAGGGGGCCAAUUGAUCACUGAUGUCUUGGUACAAGACUAAUGCUGACGUGACAAAUAUGUGUUACUACUAAAAUAAUGCCAAAGGUUUUUUUAAAAUGUGUUUAUGAUAUUUUGCAUUUACAUGUAGAUAAGUUUAGCAAAGAAUAUGAAGGAAAAUGUUAUAUGGGUGCAGAUGCACAAACUAAUUGUAUAAUAAUAAUAUAUAAAUAGUUCAAUUUUAAGGAGAGGUCGGGGCUUACUAAGAGGUCAAAGUUGAACAAUUUCAUACCCUUCUGUGGUAUAGACCUUGUACAUUUGACUUUGUUUUGGUGAUCGCCUGUACAUGUUUAAUUUAUACGCAAGUUGCAACACCUUGGUGGGGAGUGUUGGGGGGGGGGGGGUUGAUUGCAGAAUGCACCAAGGCUCUUAUUCACGAAGAGCUAAGAUUGAUCUCAAUUGUAAUAGUCUCAAUUGCUAAGCAAAGUGUCAUGUCACGUAAAUCACAUGGUAAUACUGACAACUCAUCCUAUGACGAGUCUUGGUGCUUUGUGAAAUCGACCGCAGUUACAUUGAUGAAAUCUGAAAUCUAUGUUUGUAUCUGCCUUUUGAGUACAUGUAUGAUAGAAAAAAAGAAAAAAAAGGGAAUUUUAACAAGUUUUUACACAAAAUACCAAAACCCUGAAAGGUAAACAUAAUACACUGUAUGGUUGAAAAUAUGGUUUUAAAAUAGAAUAUAGUGAUCCACACAAAUAUACAUUGUAAUACCUCGAAGUUGUGUGUUUUGUAAACUUCGUUAACUACAUGGCAUCUGUUCCAAUUUGAUCAGGGUCAUCUCAAAGAAGUUGCACAAAAUAACGUUUUCUGAAAACUUCGGUUUAGAUGCAAAUUUCCUGAGAGUGGCUCUUGUUUUUUUUACAUGUAACAUGUACAACUGCAUCACAAAUCCAAUGUGUAUACUUAUAUUUGAGGGGAUUUUUUUUUCUUCCAGCAGUGCACUUUUUUUGUCCCACGCCUUUGCUCCCAUGUAGGCUACAACUUCAUGUAAGUGUUCAAAGUAGUUGAGGUUUUGACGAUGGCACUUUAUAAUGGAACAAUUAUCUGCUCAUGUAGUUAUAGUUUGUUCAUGACUGACAAAAUGUUAAUAAUGUGUGAGCAUUAUUGGAAGCAGUUUUUUUCAUGGGUCACAUUCCUGAUUGGGAAUUGUCAAAGACCAGUAUCCAUACUUGUUUUGACCCAAUAUACAUGUAUAUAUGAAAUAACA